CGGAGAUCCAACUCGCACAACAUCUCAAGGGCGACCUGAAGGACACAGGGUGGGAAGUUACUUUUCAGACAAAAAUGGGGAACUACAACAACAUGGCUUUCCUGGUCUUAGCUCUUGUAGGGUUUAUGUUCCUGAGCAAGGCUAAUGGCGCCAUCCAUUAUUAUUAUUUCCAUCUGCAAGAAACAAAUUUUACAAAGGUUUGUAGCACAAAGAGCAUCUUAACUGUGAAUGGAACUUUUCCGGGACCAACCAUCACUGUUAACAAAGGAGACACCGCUUUUAUCAAUGUCCACAACCAAGGAUAUUAUGGUCUCACUGUUCACUGGCAUGGAGUGAAGAAUCCAAGAAAUCCAUGGUCCGAUGGACCUGAAAACAUCACUCAAUGCCCUAUUCAACCAGGAACAAACUUCACGUACGAAGUUAUAUUCUCCAAUGAAGAAGGAACAUUAUGGUGGCAUGCUCAUAGUGACUGGACACGCGCCACCGUCCAUGGUGCAAUUAUUAUUCUACCGGCUGCAGGCACCACUUAUCCAUUUGCAACACCAGAUGCACAAGAAACAGUUAUUCUAGGAUCAUGGUUUAAGGGAGAUGUGAUGGAAAUAUUGGAAGAGGCUCUGGCAGAAGGGGGCGAUCCAAAUGUUUCAGAUGCCUUCACAAUUAACGGACAACCCGGAGCUUUGUAUAGUUGUUCCAAUGGGACAACAUACCGAUGGCUGGUUGAUUACGGUAAGACCUAUCUUCUCCGGGUAAUCAACGCCGUGAUGAACGAAGAACAGUUCUUCGGCAUCGCGAACCACACCCUCACAGUCGUAGCACAAGACGCUUCAUACACAAAACCUCUAACCACCUCUUACAUCAUGAUAACUCCAGGCCAAACCAUGGACAUUUUAGUAACCGCAAACCAACCUCCCAGCCAGUAUUACAUGGCUUCUCAUGCUUUUAUGGAUGGAAUUAAUGUUUCACAUCACAACGGCACCACCACUGCAAUUGUUCAAUAUAACGGCAACUACAGCACCCCAUCAAACAUUUCCCUUCCAACUCUUCCGGCGGAAGCCAAUACAACUGCUGCUGAUAACUUCAUUAAGCAAAUCAGGGCCUUGGCAAGCGAAGAGCACCCUAUUGAUGUCCCACGUAAAAUUCAUUCCAGGAUGUUUAUCGCUGUUGCAGUCAAUGAAAGAAUUUGUGCUAAUUCUUCAUGUGAAGGCCCCGAUAACAAUGCACUUUCUGCAAGCUUAAACAAUAUCAGUUUCGUGACUCCAUCCGUUGAUGUACUGCAAGCAUACUAUCAGGGAAAUAACAAUGGAGUUUACAGUUCCAAUUUCCCGGACCAUCCGCUUGAUCCUUACAACUACACUGGAAACGUGACUAGCAGCACAAUAUAUUCGGACUUUGGGACGAGGGUGAGGAUGAUUGAAUAUGGUGAAGGAGUUGAGAUCAUCUUCCAAGGAACCAACAUCAUCGCAGCUGAGAACCAUCCAAUGCAUCUCCAUGGUUUCAGCUUCUAUUUGGUCGGAACUGGUCACGGAAAUUUUGACACUACAACAUCACCCAAGACCUACAAUUUGGUUGAUCCCCCAGAAGUAAACACCAUUGGAGUUCCAAAGAAUGGAUGGGCAACCAUCAGGUUUAAAGCCGAUAAUCCUGGAGUAUGGUUUAUGCAUUGUCAUUUGGAAAGACAUACCAGCUGGGGAAUGGUAACUGUGCUCAUAGUUAGGAAUGGAAAUACCAAAGAAACCAGCAUCCUCCCACCGCCUGCUCAUAUGCCUCCUUGUUCCAAGUCUUAGAUAUUUCUUUGGUUUGGAAGCUCCAGAAUGUUGUCUGUGGAUUUCUAACAAAGAAUUGUAAGAUUCAAGUAUUUGCCUUUGAGUGACUAUAUAUGUUUUUCUUCAUCCUGAAAUAAGCCUGAUUUAUGAAUUA
Malus domestica (apple) is the source of this 1917-nucleotide messenger RNA. Its product is annotated as putative laccase-9. Lineage: Eukaryota; Viridiplantae; Streptophyta; Magnoliopsida; Rosales; Rosaceae. Gene Ontology annotation, cellular component: apoplast. The record is from RefSeq and is a predicted model, not a curated record. Gene Ontology annotation, molecular function: copper ion binding; hydroquinone:oxygen oxidoreductase activity. Gene Ontology annotation, biological process: lignin catabolic process.